AUGCGCGCUGCCGCCGAUGCCGUCUUGUGCCUUGCCUUCCUGUGGAUAGCCUGGAGACUGUCGCGCCGUUACAGGUCCGCGUCCCCGCCUGGCCCCGCGGGGUUGCCGUUUGUCGGCGUCGCGUACCACAUCCCAGAUGAUAAGCAGUGGCUGAAAUUCCAUGAGUGGACCUCACGCUACGGCGAUGUUGUUAGCACGACUGUAAUGGGUCAACCAACCCUCAUCCUAGGCUCAUUCCGCGCCGCAAGCGAUCUCCUUGACACCAAAGGUGCGAUCUAUUCAGAUCGGCCGGACGCGGUCAUGGCAGGCGAGCUGGUGGGGUGGAAUCGGGGGCUGGGAUACGCACACGGCCCCGACAAUCCGCGCUUCCGCGAGUUCCGGCGCCUGUUCCAGCAGUUCAUCGGACCACGCGCGUGCCAAGACGCGACCAUCCUCACGAUGCAAGAAGAGGAGACGCACCGCCUAAUGCUGCGCUUCCUGCACGACCCCGAGAACUUCUACCGCCACCCACGAGAUCUCCGAAUCAUCAGGUCUACCGGCGCACUGAUCCUUCGCCUGGCGUAUGGAUAUGAAGCCGCCCUAGACCAGGGCCAGGACCCGCUCGUUGAGGUCGUCGAGAUCGCCAUGCAGGGCUUUGCGAAGGCCUCCGAGCCUGGGGCGUUCCUCGUCGACAACUUUCCGGUGCUGCGAUACGUCCCUGAGUGGCUGAUGCCACGCGGGGGGUUCAAGGCCGUCGCGCGCAGGAUGCGAAGGGAGCUCGACGAGAUGUAUGACCUGCCGUUUGGGUUCGUGAAGGAGCAGAUGGAAGCGGGAAAGGCGCGACCAUCCUUUACCUUGAGUUAUCUGGAGGAGAAGCGAACGCCCACUCCUGCGGACGAGGAGUUAAUCAAAGCAGCAGCAGCUUCGUUGUACUCAGGUAAGUGCACGCCCUCCUCGAUGACCGCGUUCAUCCUUGCAAUGCUGCUUCGGCCCGAAGUCCAAGCACGGGCCCAGCGCGAGCUCGAUACCGUCCUCGGCCCAUCCUGGGCCCGCCUACCAACGUUCGCCGACCGCGCACGGCUGCCGUACAUUCAAGCCAUCGUGCUCGAAGUCCUCCGCUGGAACCCCGCCGUUCCGCUCGGGCUCGCACACCGGUUAACACAAGAUGACGUGUACCGUGGUUGCGUUAUUCCUAAGGGGACUGUCGUUUGGGCGAACAUCUGGUCGAUGCUGCAAGACCCGGCGGUGUUCCCAGAGCCGACCGAGUUUCGCCCAGAGCGGUAUCUCAAUGUGGAUGGCACGCUCAAGGAGCUGGAACGACACGAAGACCCAUCAAUAAUCGGCUUCGGUUUCGGGAGGCGAAUCUGCCCCGGGAUGUUCUUUGCGAUGAACUCGAUAUUCAUCGGGAUCGCGACGAUGCUCUACGUCUUCGACAUAUCAAAAGCAAAGGAUGAUCAAGGCGACGACAUUCUGCCAGAGGUAGAUUUCAGGGGGUUCAUCAGUCACCCGGUGCCGUUCAAGUGCGACAUCCGGCCUAGGUCUACAGAAGCGGCUUCAUUAACCGUACGCGCGACGGCACAGGAGUAG
Molecule: messenger RNA, 1566 nt
Organism: Trametes versicolor FP-101664 SS1
Lineage: Eukaryota; Fungi; Basidiomycota; Agaricomycetes; Polyporales; Polyporaceae
Product: cytochrome P450
Exons: 10
Coding region: 1-1566 (521 amino acids)
Molecular function (GO): iron ion binding; monooxygenase activity; oxidoreductase activity, acting on paired donors, with incorporation or reduction of molecular oxygen
Source: RefSeq, a predicted model, not a curated record